Sinocyclocheilus rhinocerous is the source of this 2004-nucleotide messenger RNA. RefSeq names its product ATP-binding cassette sub-family G member 2-like. Gene Ontology annotation, cellular component: plasma membrane. Gene Ontology annotation, molecular function: ATP binding; ATP hydrolysis activity; efflux transmembrane transporter activity. The transcript has 13 exons. The coding region runs from base 82 to 2004 and encodes 640 amino acids. The record is from RefSeq and is a predicted model, not a curated record. Gene Ontology annotation, biological process: transmembrane transport. NCBI's taxonomy places the organism in Eukaryota, Metazoa, Chordata, Actinopteri, Cypriniformes, Cyprinidae.
CUCUAUCUCUCUCUCGCGCUCCUCACAUAAUACCCACGGACGCACGCGCUCGCAGCGGAUUGCCUCUGCUUCAGGGUUGUAAUGGCAGACACGGCUGUUCAGCUGACCGGAGUCAGAGAUGAGUCCAGGACACCGGUGUCCACCAGAAUGUCCUUCUCAUCACCCAGACGAGGAGCGACCGUGAGCUUCCACAACAUCAACUACAGCGUGAAGAUGAAGAGCGGCUUCCUGUGCAAGAGGAAGCUCACGCAGAAGAACAUCCUCAUCCAGCUCAAUGGUAUCAUGAGGCCGGGACUGAACGCCAUUUUAGGAGCCACUGGGAGCGGGAAAUCAUCGUUUCUCGACGUUCUGGCCGCUCGUAAGGAUCCUGCAGGUCUUUCUGGAGAGGUUCUUAUAGACGGAGAUCCACAACCUCCAAACUUCAAAUGUCUGUCUGGAUACGUAGUGCAGGAUGACGUGGUCAUGGGGACGCUGACCGUUCGUGAGAAUCUGCGUUUCUCAGCGGCUUUACGGCUCCCGAAGUCGAUCCGUCAGCGAGAAAAAGAUGAGAAGAUUGAGAGACUCAUUCAGGAGCUGGGAUUGAGCAAAGUGGCCGAUUCACGGGUAACAAACCAAACACACCUUCAUCUGACUGACUACAUGUGCAAUCAACACAGACUUCUGUUGAUGCUUAAUGACAUGAUUAAUAAUUAUUUUACCCUAAAAAUGGCGAACAGCGGUCGCACCAUCAUCUUGUCCAUCCAUCAGCCGCGGUACUCCAUCUACCGGCUGUUCGACAGCCUCACGCUGCUGGUGGGAGGAAGACUGGUGUAUCACGGCCUGGCUCAAGACGCCCUGGAUUACUUCAGUCAGAUCGGAUACACCUGUGAACCUCAUAACAAUCCUGCUGAUUUCUUCCUGGAUGUCAUCAAUGGAGACUCCACCGCCGUCGCUCUCAACAAGCUAUACAGCAAUGAGGAACUGGACCAGGAGCAGCUGAGUUCGUCUCUGAAGGGCAUCGAGGACCGUUUGGUGGAAGAAUACAAGAACAGCUCCAGCUACAAACAGACCAAAAGCGAGCUGGAGCGAAUCGUUCAGGGACAGGACUACAGCACACGACCCAAAUCCAGAACCAUCACCUACAGCACAUCCUUCUGCCACCAGUUCAACUGGGUCCUCAGGAGAACCUUCAGGAACCUCAUGCUGAACCCACAGACCUCAUUCGCUCAGAUCGGGGUGAUGAUUUUCCUGGCUCUGGUUGUUGGAGCCAUAUUUUUUGGAGUGGAGAAGAAUUCGAGCGGCAUUCAGAACAGGAUGGGCGCGCUGUUCUUCAUUACCACCAAUCAGUGCUUCAGCUCCGUUUCCUCAGCUGAACUCUUCAUCACUGAGAGGAAACUGUUUGUGCACGAGUACAUCAGCGGAUACUACAGAGUCUCGGUGUACUUCUUGUCUAAGAUCCUGUCUGACAUCCUGACUCUGCGCACCAUCCCGGCCAUCAUCUUCAGCUGCGUGGCGUACUUUAUGAUCGGACUGAAAGCAUCGGCCGAGGCCUUCUUCAUCUUCCUGUUCUCUAUCGUUCUGGUGUCGUACACAGCCACGUCCAUGACUCUGGCCAUCUCCGCUGAUCAGACGGCCGCUGGUGCUCCGAGAAGGGCGGAUGACCUAGAUGAGGCCCUGAACCAGGGACCCCCUCCCCUCAUCAUCGACGGUGAGGAGGCAUAUCAGGUUCAGGAGAUCCUAGACUCUCGGCGCCGGGGAGGAAUUCUGCAAUAUCUCGUGGACUGGGAGGGGUAUGGACCAGAGGAAAGGUCCUGGGUCGAAGCCAAGGAUAUUCUUGACCCAUCACUUACCACUGACUUCCACGGGACCCAUCCGGAUAAACCGGCCCCUCGUUCUCGCGGAAGACCCCAGCGUCGUUUGCCUUCUCACGUCAGGAGCCGCUCGCAGGGAGGGGGCUCUGUAACGAAUCCGGCCUCUGUGGUUCCCCCUGAUCGUCACCAGAGGUCGCCAUCACCCGAGUAUUGA